Molecule: messenger RNA, 1961 nt
Organism: Argiope bruennichi
Lineage: Eukaryota; Metazoa; Arthropoda; Arachnida; Araneae; Araneidae
Product: glutamate-rich protein 3-like
Exons: 13
Coding region: 217-1869 (550 amino acids)
Source: RefSeq, a predicted model, not a curated record
GUUCGAUAAAUCCUUGCACCAGUUGUGCGUUCGAAAAUCGCUAAGUAUGAUGUCGAGAAGAAUCAUAAAAUUGGAAGACAAAAGUCUGACAUCUGAUUGGUUCAAAAAGUGCAGCAUAUUUCUUAAGAGGUACAUACUUUGAUUGUCACAGAAAUGAAUUUUGGCGCUUUUCUUAUUAUACUUGUUUGAAAUUGAGAUGAAAAGUGUUUUUAAGAUAUGUGGACAAUUGCAGCAGUUAAUAAAAAGAUUGAUGGACCUUUAGGUUCUUACAAUGGAUUAACUGAUGUGCAUUUAGCCCACUUUUUCUCCAGACCGCAUCAACAGUCUCAUUUGAAAGCUGCUAAAUUGAUAACGGAAGAUGGAACAAUCAUUCCUGAACAGAAAGUUAAAAUUGCUACUCUAGAGUAUGAGAAAAAGAAAAAAAUGUAUGAUAUACUUGCCAAUACUGUAAUACAAAACGCUGCUCAUAAAGAAAGUUCUUGGAAUAAAAAACUCAGUAAUUGCCUUGAAGACAUCUUAAAAAUGGAAAAUGUGGAAAGAAUAAAGACAGGGUCUAAGAAAAAGAAUCGAAAUGCUUUUCAUGGAUCAUUCAAAAGCUCUUCAGUGCCGGCUACUUUCCAAAGCUAUGAUUUAUGUAAAUGGUUAAGUGAUAAGAUAAAUGAAAAAAAUAUUCUUUCAACCCCAAAAUCAGCACCAACUACUAACAGAAAAUCUUUUAAGAACCACACAUCAAAUAUUCAUUCUAGUAUAUCAAAGUUGAAGAGAUGCUUUUCAGCUAAGGAAGCGUCUCCUUACGUUUUCCCUCUACUUAUGUGCAACACUCACACAUUUAACCCUCAGAAAGGCGUCCUGCAAACAGUUAAACCGCAUAAAAAGAAAAAGAAGAAGAAAUGGAAGAAAAAUGCUAUAAACGUGGAGCCAAAUAAUCCAAGUUCUGCUGAUACAUCAAGUACAAAGAUAACUAAGCUCUCAUUUCCAGACCAAAAUUUUAAUAUUGACCAGUGUAAAGUGACUUUGUAUUACUAUGGACAUUCUCCCUUAGCUAAAUCUCAAACAGGGAUAGUAGAGGAAAUUACAAUUAGACAGCAGCACUGUGGUGGAACACCAGUAAUCAUCUAUAAAGGACACAUCUCGCCAAAUGAAUCUGUGGCAUUUAUAUGUCUGGACCAUGAAGGCUUCACAUUUAGUAUCACGUUAUUUCUGGAUGGAAUUCGGUAUUUAAAGUUGAGUUCUUGUUGCAUAUUUCGAUAUUCACCUGGAAGGCGCUUAGGAGGCUCCAGUGGUUGUUUUGCAAUUAGAAACAUUGAAGGUGGCAAACCAUGUCUGAGAUGCCAGUAUCGCCAGAUAGAAACUGGUACAAAUCUGUACCAGAGAUUUGAUAUUGUUACCCUAGAAGAUACAAGAUCUAUGAAAGCAGAAGAAUUUGUGGCAGAGGCUUCGAACUUCAAUAGGCUCGAUUUUGUUGAGGUUGUUGAAAAUGACAAUUUAAUAAGGAAUAAUGGAAACGAGAAUCAUACAGAAGAUGAUGUUGCAAGCUCAGUUGCAUCUGAAGUCGUCCAUAGCGCCAGUGAAGAGAUAGAGGAGACUACAGAUAUUUUCAAUGAUAAUCAAGAUGUAAUUCUUAGCAAUGAUGUUACGGAAAAUACAAAUGAAAUUGAAGAUAAAAAUGCUUCUGUUGAAGAAAAUCUUAAUGAUGAAUCAAGUUAUGAUUCAGAAUCAUCAGUCAAAUCCAUUGCAGAAUCCAUUAAAAAUGUUGUAAAAACUGAGGAAUUUCAAUCAAAACCGUAUCAGUCUGAAACUUCUGAUGAUGAUGAUGAUGGUGUUCAAGAACAUAUAGUGAUUGCUUCCGUCCAUGGAUCCCCUUCUUGAACUGCCCAAAAUGUCUCAUAUGACAAGAUAUCACACUACUUUUGAAAGCUUGUUUAAUACUGUUUUAAAUAAAAUGUAAUUCAUUUGAAAAA